Scomber scombrus (Atlantic mackerel) is the source of this 6360-nucleotide messenger RNA. RefSeq names its product STAG2 cohesin complex component a (gene stag2a). Gene Ontology annotation, cellular component: cohesin complex; chromatin; nucleus. NCBI's taxonomy places the organism in Eukaryota, Metazoa, Chordata, Actinopteri, Scombriformes, Scombridae. Bases 387 to 4223 code for a protein of 1278 amino acids. The transcript has 34 exons. The record is from RefSeq and is a predicted model, not a curated record. Gene Ontology annotation, molecular function: chromatin binding. Gene Ontology annotation, biological process: sister chromatid cohesion.
CUACACUUACAGGAUGAUAUGGCCUCUGACUGACUGGCAGUAGGCUACACUUACAAGAUGAUAUGGCCUCUGACUUAGUGGCAGUACACGGAGCCUCCGACAGGUGGUGUGUGUGCUUCAUGCUUAAAAAAGGAAAACACAAACUGUACCAGGGAGCCACUUAACGUUAGCUAGCAAAUAAAAUCAUUAUUUUUGAGAUUUGGAAAAUGACAGUUUGUGCAGGAAAUUAACGGAAGCAUCCUCUUUGCAAAGUGUGCCACGUUUGGAUUAUUUGGUUUCAGUCGGUCUUUGAUUUAAACGAGGUGCAGGAGAAGAAAUACUUUCUUGCUUGGGCUCCAGAGCAGUAGAAGCACUUACUCCCAACAGAUCCAGAAAAUGUUAAAGAAAUGAUAGCAGCGCAGGAUUUGCAAACAGAAAUUCAGUUUCCUCAAGAGGCAGACUCACAGUUGUCUUCAGAUACUGACUUUGACGAUCUCGAUGGAAAAAAUGCAAAACCCGGAAAAAGCAUGGCAGCCAAGAAAGGGAGGAGGGGGGCAUUUGGAGACAAGACCAAAGGUGGGGGAGGAGGGAGGAGCCCUGCUAUUGGCUGGGUGAAUGGCCACCAUCAGGCAAAUGGGAUGAAGAGUAUGACCCUGUUUGAGGUGGUUAAAAUGGGGAAGAGCGCUACACAGUCUGUUGUUGACGACUGGAUCGAGGCAUACAAACAUGACAGAGAUAUUGCUCUCUUGGACCUGAUCAACUUCUUCAUUCAGUGCUCUGGCUGUAAAGGUGCUGUGAGUGCUGAGAUGUUUAGCCAUAUGCAGAACUCCGAAAUCAUCCGAAAAAUGACGGAGGAGUUUAAUGAGGACAGCGGCGACUACCCGUUAACUCUGUCAGGGCCACAGUGGAAGAAAUUCAGGAUUAGCUUCUGUGACUUCAUAUCAGUUCUGGUACGUCAGUGUCAGUACAGCAUAAUCUACGACGAGUAUAUGAUGGACACCAUCAUCUCGCUGCUCACAGGCCUUUCUGACUCACAAGUCAGAGCGUUCAGACAUACAAGCACACUAGCAGCUAUGAAGUUGAUGACGGCAUUGGUGAACGUUGCCCUAAACCUGAGCAUCAAUAUGGACAACACACAGAGACAGUAUGAGGCAGAGAGGAACAAGGUUGUUGCAAAAAGGGCCAACGAUAGGCUGGAGCUACUGUUACAGAAGCGUAAAGAGCUUCAAGAAAAUCAAGAUGAAAUCGAAAACAUGAUGAACGCAAUUUUCAAAGGAGUCUUUGUUCACAGAUAUCGUGACGGCAUUGCUGAAGUUCGAGCUAUUUGUAUCGAGGAGAUUGGCGUGUGGAUGAAGUUGUACAGUGACGCCUUCCUCAAUGACAGUUACCUGAAGUAUGUUGGCUGGACAAUGCAUGACAAGCAAGGUGAGGUGCGGCUGAAGUGUCUGACAGCCCUGCAAGGCUUGUUCUUCACCAGAGAGCUCGGCACGCGACUGGAGCUUUUCACAAGUCGCUUCAAGGACCGCAUCGUGUCGAUGACACUGGACAAGGAAUAUGAUGUUGCUGUGCAAGCCAUUAAACUUCUGACACUUGUCUUACAGAGCAGUGAUGAGGUUCUGACAGCAGAGGACUGUGAGAGUGUGUAUCAUCUGGUUUAUUCAGCACAUCGACCCAUUGCUAUAUCUGCAGGAGAAUUUCUGUUUAAGAAGCUCUUCAGCCAUCGACUUCCUGAGGAGGAGGGAUUACCCAGGAGGGGCAGGCAGAGCCUCAAUGGCAGCCUUAUCAAGACUACAGUCUUCUUCUUCUUGGAGAGCGAGCUUCAUGAACAUGGGGCCUAUUUGGUGGAUAGCCUGUGGGAGUGUGGGUCAGAGCUGUUGAAGGACUGGGAGACUAUGAUCAGCCUGCUGCUGGAUGAGCCCAUGCCAGGGGAGGAGGCACUGAGUGAUCGGCAGGAGACGGCUCUGGUUGAGAUCAUGCUCUGCGCCAUCCGGCAGGCUUGUGAAUGCCACCCUCCAGUAGGCAGGGGCUCAGGGAAGAGGGUCCUGUCUGCAAAAGAGAAGAAAACGCAGCUGGAUGAUCGGACACGGAUCACAGAAAUGUUUGCAGUUGCCCUGCCUCUGUUAUUGGCAAAGUACUGCGUUGAUAUUGAUAAGGUGACGAAUCUGCUACAAAUACCAAAGUACUUUGAUCUGGACAUCUACACAACUGGUCGGUUAGAAAAGCAUUUGGAUGCCUUGUUGCGGCAAAUCUGGGAGGUGGUAGACAAGCACACAGACACUGAGGUCCUGGAGGCUUGCUCUACCACCUAUCAUUACCUCUGCAAUGAGGAGUUCACCAUCUUUAACCGUGUGGACAUCGCCCGCUCCCAGCUUCUUGACGAGCUUGUAGAUAAGUUCAGUAGACUCCUGGAGGACUUCCUGCUAGAGGGUGAAGAACCAGAUGAUGAUGAUGCCUACCAAGUUCUCUCUACGCUCAAGAAGAUCAGUGCUUUCCACAAUGCACACGACCUCUCUAAGUGGGAUCUUUUCACCAGCAACUACCGGCUACUCAGCACAGGCCUGCAGAACGGGGAUAUGCCUGAACAGAUUGUGAUUCAUGCGAUGCAGUGCACACAUUACAUCAUCUUGUGGCAUCUAGCGAAGGUUUCAGACAGCAGUUCAUUGAAGGGUGAUAUGGUGACCUUGAGAAAGCAAAUGAGAGCUUUCUGCUUAAUGUGUCAGCGUUACCUAAACAGCAUCAACACCGCAGUCAAAGAGCAGGCCUUCACCAUACUAUGUGAUCUGCUAUUGAUCUUCAGUCACCAAAUUAUGUCUUCAGGCCGGGAACAACUGGAGCCUCUGGUCUACACGCCAGACUCUUCGUUGCAGGCAGAGCUGCUCAACUUCAUCUUGGAUCAAGUGUUCAUUGACCAGGAUGACGACAACAACAGCACAGACGGGCAGCAAGACGAUGAAGCCAGUAAAAUAGAGGCUCUGCACAAGCGAAGAAACAUUCUCGCUGCCUAUUGCAAAUUAAUUGUUUACAAUGUUGUGGAAAUGAACACCGGGGCAGAUAUAUUUAAACAGUAUAUGAGGUAUUACAACGACUAUGGAGAUAUCAUUAAGGAAACAAUGAGCAAAACAAGACAAAUCGACAAAGUACAAUGUGCAAAGACACUCGUACUGAGCCUGCAAACGUUAUUCAACGAGAUGUUGUCUGAUUUUGGCUUCAAUAUUGACCGAUCAUCAUCAGCCUUCUGUGGCAUUAAAGAGCUUGCUCGGCGCUUUUCAUUGACGUUUGGCUUGGAUCAGUUGAAGACCAGGGAGGCUAUUGCCAUGUUACAUAAGAAUGGGAUUGAGUUUGCUUUUAAGGAACCUAGCCCCCAAGGAGAGGGGAGUCCCCCUCUCAAUCUCGCCUUUUUGGAUGUCCUGAGCGAAUUCUCAAGCAAACUAAUUCGACAGGACAAGAGAACAGUUCACACGUACCUGGAACGCUUCAUGACGUUUCAGAUGGCCCUGCAGCGAGAGGACUGCUGGCUGCCCCUCAUCUCAUACAGGAACUCCCUGCAAGUUGGAGGGGACGAUGACACCAUGUCUGUCAUCAGUGGGAUCAGCAGUCGAGGGUCCACCAGCAGGAGUAAGAAGUCCAAGCCAGCUGCCGCUAGCAAAAGGAAAUUGCCUGAAGCAGAAGAGAACAGCUGCAGCAGCAGUGAUGCAGUUUGGAUGAACCGUGAGCAGAACGUGCAGACGCCAAUGAUGAUGCAUUCACCCCAUCUCACCUCGACUGUAUUGAGGGAUCCAAAGAAGAUGAGACCGGAGGACAGCUACACGGCCGCAUACACCAUGCCAACAGAGCAGCAUCCGCAUCAGACUGUGCCUCUCCAGCAGCUGCCACACCAAAACCACCAGGCUGCCAUUGAUUAUAACACCCAGGUUACUUGGAUGUUGACACAGAGGCAACAAGCUGAGGCCUGUCAGCAGCAAGAGCGGGUUAGCAUGCAUUAUGCCAAGAUGAGGGACCACAUUCAGCAAGCGACUCGCCGAGGCUCCGGACUCAUGGAGGAUGACGAGGAGCCAAUAGUGGAGGAUGUGAUGAUGUCAUCAGAGGACCGAUUGGAAGACAUCAAUGAGGGCAUGGAUUUUGACACAAUGGACAUUGAUCUGCCGGCAUCAAAGAAUCGCAGAGAAAGAACCGAGCUAAAGCCAGACUACUUUGAUCCAUCUUCCAUCAUGGAUGAUUCGGUUCUUAAUGUUUCAAUGUUUUAAUACAAAUUGGAUGCAUCAAGGACAUUGUCAUCAGAAUCCUUGGAAGAUGAUAAGGAAGACUGUUGUCUGAAAAUCAGGAUGGAGCAAAAUGGACUACUAUAAAUGGUUUGUUACACACCAAUGUUUGCCUCUUCAACACUGCGUUAAAACGUAGAGGGAGAGCUUGAAUUUGAAUUUUAUUUAAUUAUUUUCACACACCAGACUUUUGUCACUGCAGGAGAAAUGUUUCUGGUUAUGCUCAGUUGCCCUGAAAACAACUUGAUGUUAGCUUAUACUGAGAUGUAGCAGAUGCUGUCGACAUGUUAUUCUGUUACGGUUAAUAAAAGUACUGACUGUACUUAUGAGGCAGAUGCAUGGUGAGGUGACAAUAACAGACUGAAAUUCAAAUUAAUAAUAUAUACCUUUAAUCGUUUUCAUUCAGUAGACAAAAAUUGUCUGAUGUAAAUAAAUAGUGGCCAAUAUAUGGGAGGUGAGCAGAAUUUCAUGACCACCAGCCCUGGAAAAAAUACUACAAGAAUGAUGCUUAUAGUGUUCACUAUGACACUGCACUUUGUCACAGAGGUGUUCAUUCAACUCGAUGGUAAUUUUACAGCCAUAUUUUCAGAAAUUAUCAUAGCCUCAAAUCAACACCUCUCUGACACAAUCUAAACAGAAACUGAACAUAAUAAGCUUCAUGGAGGCAGCAUUUAUUGCAGGGCUAUUGAAUGGGACUGCAUUACAUUAUAAAGGUGUCAAUGAUACUGUGCUCACCUGCUGUACUUUUCAACUGUAGACUUUGGCAUGGCAUGUAGCCAUAUAUCGAAACAUGUAUACAGUAAAGUAUAAUGUGAACUGGCGUCUCAUACUGUUCAAAGGCCUUGCCACUAAUGAUGUACGGCAUUCUCAGAUUUCUUUGUGAUGGUAUUUUUUAGAAGUGUAUGUGUUCUGCUUUUAUACCUUAUAGAUGACUUUGAUUUAUAGAAAUUUUGUAAAGACAAUCAAAUGUAAAUUAAUGGUUUCUAAUCAUGUUAUUUCACAUAAAUGCUGAAAUAAUCCUUUUUAAUGGAAAUGAUUAUGUUAUUAUACAGUAUAUAUGGCCAGCUGUAUUUUCUUUUCAUCUUCCUACAAGGAAUGGGUGAAAAGGAAAUGCAUAGCCCAAAUGUAGUAAUUUGACAAACUGAUGGCUACAUCUACAAUUAUUUUUUAAUAUCGGGAGCAUUCACAGUGUCACACAUAAAAAUUUGACUCAACUUUAAACAUGUAAUCUCUCCUAUAUCUUGACUAUUUUUCUCCACUAUAUAGUAUCUAAUAUUAUCUAAUAACACAGACAUGCCAUAAUUGCAAUCUUUAAAAGGAAGGAUUCGAAAAACGGUUGAGAUAGGUGUGUUGUUUUUUUGUUGAUCUUUUUUUUUAGUUUCCAAGUGUGCAGAGGGUUUUUUUCAAUCAGCCAUUUUAUUUGGUGUACCACUGUUGUGUGUGUGUAUAAGAGUAAUAGAAUUAUUCUAAAGUUUUAGAAUUCUUUAGCCAACUAUCAUAGUAUCAAAUGUAUAUUAUACAGUUACAAAUGUGUAAUAUAUUGUGAAUCAGUGCUCAUUUUAUAUUUGCAGUUUCUGUUUGCUUGAAACUUUAGGGAAAGGUUAAAGAAAUAGAAUGUAACUAUUUGAUGUUAAUCUACUAAUUUGCAAGUAUACCUACAGUUUUGUUUGUCUUUCAAUGUAUUGUUGCAAUAUUUCUUUACCUCUAUGUAUUGGCCUGGUUGGCAGAACUGCAUUGUAUGGAUAAAAGUGUAUUCAUAUGUUAUUAGAAACAAAUCCCUGAUUUUCUCAAAAUCUCACUAUCAACUGGAGAAACAGAUCACAUGGUCUUAAACAUGCCAUACCAUACCAUAUACAUACAAAAUAUUCACGUUAGGCAAUGAGAAAAAGACAUAGAAGAAUUGCCUGUAUAUUUACAUGAAUCAUUUCACUUUGGAUCUUUUAUGUUUUGCAUCGAACUGCUGAAAAUGUGCAUACAUCUGUAUGUUUACACACAUAUUUAAAUAUUUGUGUAUAUUAAAUUUGUGUUUUUAUUCUAUUUACAAAGUGCCCAUUUCAUCCUUAAGGGUGUGUAUUUAUGUUUGGAGAUGUAACAUGAACAGAAUAAACCCCCUGCAACCGUG